This is a messenger RNA of Penicilliopsis zonata CBS 506.65, 765 nucleotides long. RefSeq lists its product as hypothetical. Bases 1 to 765 code for a protein of 254 amino acids. Lineage: Eukaryota; Fungi; Ascomycota; Eurotiomycetes; Eurotiales; Aspergillaceae. The record is from RefSeq and is a predicted model, not a curated record. The transcript has a single exon.
AUGGGCAAAAAAAAGAAAAAGAGUGCUGGACAGGCACGCAAGUAUAUUCCUCCAACGUCUUCCUCGCUGGUCCCCUGCGAUGAAUGGUGGAAGAAUUACCCUGUCCCAAGCACCGACACCGGCGAUGAACCAGAGGCCGCAGUGCCUGGCAGUGAGGAAUCAUCCAGCGAGAUCAUCUUGACUCCCCUGGACGACAAGAUCACGACGACUGCCGCUUCCACUCCUACUCCUACCAACAUCCACGACGAAGACAUCUCUACUACGUUUGAGGAACUGCGAGAUACCCUGCGAGAACACUGCUUUUACUCCUAUUCCCCCCUUCUCAAACCCGAGGUUAGCCACCUGGUCAUAUACUGCGUGGGAUGCUCCCAUCUCCUGCUGAUCCAGUAUGCCGCGGAGGAACGGCUCGGUUUCUUCACGGCGGCAGAUAACGCGCCCUCCUGUGGGCCAUACUCGACGCUUUUGGCCACAAACUGUCGCUCGUGUCCCAGUCUGAGCAUGAUAACUUCCAAGGUCUGCGUGACGCAUAUGGCGCCGCGGAUCGUCCGGCAAUCCUUUCUCUUUGAAAACAUGGCUUCUCUGCUGGGAGUCUCCGACUUCUUUAUCCCCACCUGCUCUGGCAAACUGCUUGUCGUGCCGAUGGCAGACUUGCGGCGCUAUUUGCCUGGCGAUUGCGAGAUAUUUGGACUGGAUAUCAACGAGGCAUGGGCUAAAGACGCUGAUCGGGAUGCCAUCCUUUCUUUCUGCUCGCCUAGGUUCUUUUGA